Molecule: messenger RNA, 5064 nt
Organism: Harpia harpyja (harpy eagle)
Lineage: Eukaryota; Metazoa; Chordata; Aves; Accipitriformes; Accipitridae
Gene: STEAP3
Product: STEAP3 metalloreductase
Exons: 5
Coding region: 224-1924 (566 amino acids)
Biological process (GO): copper ion import
Cellular component (GO): endosome; plasma membrane
Molecular function (GO): cupric reductase (NADH) activity; ferric-chelate reductase (NADPH) activity
Source: RefSeq, a predicted model, not a curated record
UAGGCUGAACAAUAGCAUUGGCCCUAGAACAAAUAGUUCUGGCCGUGAAUAAAUUUAGGUGAAGCAAGAAGGUUUCUAAAAAGUAAAGCAGUGAGCUUUUGAUAAAGCACCCGAUAAGAAGGGGCCAGGAAAAAAACCAACAUCUUUUCAGAUAGAGCUGCUUUACUUUACACUAGGGGUUUUGCAGCACAGCUGGUUGUGGACGAAGAGGACUGGUGUUUCCAUGUUGCUCUCCAGCAUUCUCAUUGACCUGAGCUCCGCUUGUGAGGUUGCUCUUCACCUUGAGAAAUCCUGGGUGUUCCCUUCUACCUCCUCACCCAUGUGUUUCUUUUCCAAGCUGACAGUCUUUGACAUCUCUGUCUUUCCCUAUGGCCCUUUUCUAGGUUUAUUCCCUUUUUUUUGCAGUGGAGUGAGCAGAACUGCAGUGUGCUGUUCGAUCUGUGGAUUUAUACAGUGGAUGUCCAGAGGAGACAUGGCCAAACCCCUCCUGGGCCAUCGGAGCAUGGAGGGUGGCCCCAGCAUCACGCCUGCGGCCAGCCGCACCAUCGGGGUGCUGGGGAGCGGGGACUUCGCGCGGUCGUUGGCCAUCCGCCUGGUGUGCUCCGGGUUCAAGGUGGUGGUCGGCAGCCGCAACCCGAAGCGAAAAGCCGGCCUCUUCCCUUCCGCAGCAGAAGUCACCUUCCAGGCUGAGGCAGUGAAGAAGACAGAUGUCAUCUUUGUGGCGGUUUUCAGGGAACAUUACUCCACCCUCUGUGACCUGGCUGAUGUGCUGGUGGGCAAGAUCCUGGUGGAUGUUAGUAACAACACCGAGAUCAACCAUCACAAAGAAUCCAACGCCGAGUACUUGGCUUCCCUCUUCCCAGCCUGCACCGUGGUCAAGGGUUUUAACGUGGUUUCUGCGUGGACGCUGCAGUCAGGUGCCAGGGAUGGAAAUAAGCAGGUUCUGAUUUGCUCAAAUAACCAAGAAGCCAAGCGCACCGUAGCAGAAAUUGCUCAAGUCAUGGGAUUCACUCCUGUGGACAUGGGCUGCAUGUCGUCAGCCCGUGAGAUCGAGAACAUUCCCCUGCGCCUCUUGCCAGCCUGGAAAAUCCCCAUCUUUUUGGCUCUGGGGCUCUUUCUUUGCUUCUUCACUUACAACCUGAUCCGGCAGGUCAUCCACCCUUACAUCAGGGAGCACAAGAACAAGUUUUACAAGAUCCCCAUCGAGGUGGUCAACACGACGCUGCCUUGCGUGGCCUACGUCAUGCUGUCUCUCGUCUACCUGCCCGGGGUGCUGGCAGCCUGCUCACAGCUCUACUAUGGCACCAAAUACAGGCGCUUUCCAGAUUGGCUCGACCAGUGGCUCCAGCACCGAAAGCAGAUUGGUCUCCUCAGCUUCUUCUGUGCGGCUUUGCAUGCCAUGUACAGCCUCUGUCUGCCCAUGCGCCGCUCCCACCGCUACCAGUUAAUCGAGACGGCCGUCAAGCAGGCUGUGGAGAAGAAGAUGAAUAUCUGGGUAGAGGAGGAAGUCUGGAGGAUGGAGAUUUAUAUCUCUGUUGGAAUAAUUGCCCUGGGCUUGCUGUCGUUACUUGCCAUCACUUCACUUCCAUCCAUCGCAAACUCUCUCAACUGGAGGGAAUUCAGUUUCAUUCAGUCCACCCUUGGAUUUAUUGCCUUGGUAAUCAGCACUCUGCACACACUCACGUAUGGAUGGUCAAGGGCCUUCGAUGAGAACCAGUACAAGUUCUACCUGCCUCCGACCUACACCCUCACGCUGCUCGUCCCAUGUACUGUGAUCCUAGCAAAAGUCAUCUUCAGUUUGCCCUGCAUCCAGCAAAGACUUCUCCGAAUCAGGAGGGGCUGGGAGAAGGGAAGAUACGUGAAGUUUGUCCUGCCCAGCGCAACGGGGGAAUAUUCAAGUGGGGAGACCUCUAGCAACGUCUAACAGAGCCCCGGCUGUGACAGAGGAUUUCAAAGCACUAUCAACAUUUCUAUAAAGGUGUUUCUUUUCCUUAAAUAUAUGUAUGUUUUGGUAUAAUUGUAUUGUGGGUAAAUAAUGAAAUUUGGUGACUUUAGAAAAUGGAUGACCACGAAACUAGUUUAGACAGUAGUAGUUAAAUUGUAUUGCUGAUUUGCUAGGACAAUUAUUGCCUUAAAAAUGACUGUGAAAGCUGAGCUAGCAGCACUAAUAUACAUGGGAAACUGAUGGACUCUGUUAGUCAGCUCAGUCACUUGAGGUGCUGGCUGGCAGGCUCCCUGGACCAGUACUUCUCGGUUGCUUCCCUAGCUGCUCUCAUAAAUUUCAAUGCCUUUUUUUUUUUUUUUAAUACGAAGUAGCACAGAUUUUCUGGGGUUUAUGACAGCAAAGAUAUCCUGCCUCUUGAGUGUCUGGAUCAAUCAAGGCAGUGAGGUUUAGAAAGAUGAAUUAUCACUGGUUUUGGUCUCCUCAGUGAACUCCAUGGACAAGUAAGAACAGCAAUAUCCACGUCAUGUAGCAUCUGCAGAUUUUACUAAAAGCAUCCAAACCUAACAGCAAGUCCAAGUAUCCCUGUUCUCUCAAAUACAGACAGCACUUCUGGUCUGGUAAGCUGUGCCUGGUGCAUGUUUAUAAGCUAUGGAAAUAAAGCACCUUUUCCAGCAGUGUAAAAGCAUUUGAAGAGAUAGAUGUCCCUAACAACACACAUCUGGUCUCCACCGCUGGCUCUGAGAUGACCACUGCUGCUGCUGCAUGUUCUCUGUUUUACUAAGCCAAAGUUUCAAGCAAUAUUUGAUGGAAAUAGAGCAAAGAUAAUUAUUGGAAAGACCUGCUGCUUCACAAAAUUACAUGGAGAAAACCAAGGCCUUCCAGCUGGCCUUACAUCAAAUAGGGUGAAGCUUUUAGAAAUCACUGUCACCUAAACAUGCCCAUUUAUGCAGGCAAAACAGCAGCAGCUUCAAAUGGUCUUGCAAAGUGAUCAGUGAGUCUUGACCACAACAUGAAAAUACAGCAAUUGUACGUUUUGAGCACAGUCCUUCAUUGCUUUGCAACUUAAAAAGUCACUUGCUAGAUCACAAAGCAGGUACCAAAUGCUCUUCUGACUUCACACCCGCUUUGGACAAGGUACAGGGCAAUGAAGAUUUCUGUCCUAAUUUCAUUUUCCACCUGUCACUUUCUAUCCCUUCAAGCUCUUUCUCUUUAUCAGAAUAAUUCUUUAGGUUUUGGACAUCCAAAUCACCAAACAGAGAAUGGACAGCCAUUCACAAAAGUUCAUUUAAAAGCAAGCAAUCAGGAUGACACAAGAAGACUACCUCAGUAACAUCAGAUACAAGGACAUGGCUAGAAUAGCCUCAUUUUCCUACAGUUAAGACACCACUCAGUGUUCAGUGUUGCUUUGAAAAACAGCUGUCAGCAUCAAAUGAGGUACGGUUUGUGGGACAAGAAAGUACUUGUUACUAGACCAGUUAAUAUAAAUGGGGGGCGGAAAUUAUAAACUUUGGGGCGCAUAAGCCCUUCUAUAAGCCAACAUUGCUUCUGCAACCUGGAUGUUUUCUACACAGAGAAACUUAACAAUUCCCUGUUUAGCCUCAAAUCACUACAAUGAAUAAUAUUCUCCAAAUAUUAUUGCUCACGGUGCCAGUGAUGAUAUUGAGGGAUUUCAGUUCUUGCCUAAGGCUUACAGUAAAGUCUCCAAACGCCACUUCUUUUCACUGAAUGGAAAGAAAUCAGCAUGAGGGAAAUGCCUAGAUUUCAUAACCAGCUGAUUUUUUUUGUUUUGUGGGUUUUUUGGCAACACAGGGAAGGUACCAUUCUUUCCCACUGUCCGCUUCAGAAAGCUGUGGUUAUUCACGUUUCCCAAUGCACCUCCACAACCUAGCCCAAAUCAGCACCUGAUCAAAUCUCUCACCAAGCAGAUUGAUUACCCAGCACUAUUUAGUUGUGGUUGAAUAGUAGGUCAAGUUUCCACAUGGAUUUGAGACAGUUUCACCUGAGUAUAAUUCCACCUACUCCAGUUUAACUCAUCCUUGAGGGAAAACUGGAUUCAGCAAGCUUGUUCUUUCAGUCUUCUCUUCCAUUUCUUUAUCAAGCAAAGUCAACAUAAAAGCACCACUUUACACAUUUUCUGGUUACAAUAGCGUACUCCAAUGCCUCUUUUUCCCACCUAAGCUUCUUUUCAUAUCUUUAGGUCAGGCAAGACUACUGCCUAGUAACAAAAGAAAAAAAUAGGAUUAAGCGGCAGGGAAAGAACAUUACACAGGCUUGCAGGCUUUGUCUUCAAGGGGAAAGGUGUGGUUUUAUUGUGAGUUGCUGCAAGGUUAAAGACUCACCUUUCUGCCCAGCAGAAGUAAGGUUUGCACCUUUGCUUUGUUUACAUGACUUUCAUGCCCACACACCCUUUCCCAUCGACGGCAAAGGGACAGGUUUCAUGAGCAGAAGCAGAGUCAGGCACCCAGACCUACCUGAGGAGCUGGCUCCAUUAGUGAGUCAGCAUGGAACUUUUCAUAUGGACACAAGCCCAGAAGGACAGACAAGCCAGCUCAAAAUCCCCACAGCUACUGCAGCUCCACAGCAUCUAAAAAAAGGCUAGGCAAGUGUCUCCAGCUAUCACCUGUGCCAACAUACUGUCCAGCCAGUCACCAUCCCUUUUAAAGACUGAAACCAAUUCCUAUAAAUGCAGAACAGCAUUUCAGAUGGUCCCUUCUGUAGGCAUCUGGUCCUUAAAACCUUUGACACAAGAGUCCGAGUAAUUUCUUCUGAUUCUGGAAUGCUGAAAAGUAGUUUGAGGAAUGUUUCAAUUAUCUUUUCCCUACGCAUUUUUUUAUGUGGAUAGGGGGUUCAGUGAGGUUAGCUUAAAAUUUACCAAUUAACUGGUGUUGUACUUGGAGUUUCUCUCUCUCUCUCUGUAUAUAUGUACACACACAUAUAUAUAUUAUUGCAGAAUAUAUAGCUGGAAUGUAAAUUCUUUAUAUUUUUAUUUUCUGCAUUGCCUACUAUGUGCCUCUGGGAUAUGUAAGAACCAACUGAAAAGCUGUAAGUGUAAGGCCAGUUUUAAUCACUGGCAUCUGUACUUAUAUAAAAUAUAUUCUGAACAGGUCUAUAUAAUUAUA